Oncorhynchus keta (chum salmon) is the source of this 8130-nucleotide messenger RNA. Its product is annotated as terminal uridylyltransferase 4-like. NCBI's taxonomy places the organism in Eukaryota, Metazoa, Chordata, Actinopteri, Salmoniformes, Salmonidae. The record is from RefSeq and is a predicted model, not a curated record. Gene Ontology annotation, molecular function: RNA uridylyltransferase activity; zinc ion binding; nucleic acid binding. The transcript has 29 exons. The coding region runs from base 222 to 4880 and encodes 1552 amino acids.
GAAGAAGACAAAGUGUAGAGGGAUUAACAUGGCGUCUAUGGUUGCUGUGUUGAUCGGGGCCGUAGAUGAGAAAAACAAUAUACUGAACAGGAAGAUAAAUACGGUCUAGGUCCAUUUUCAGCUAAAAACCUGCAUAUUACAGUUUUCGUUGGACGAGCUGCCUCACGAGACCCUGAUCAUCCUCAAUACAGAGUAGCAGUGGGAGAGGACAGGAUCGAGGCAUGGAGGAGUCAAAAAGCCCAUUAAAAUCAGUCAAGCCCUCUCGCAACGAGGCCAAGGGAGCCAAAGCUUCAUCCUCUGCCAGCUCCAGGCCCCUGAAAGAGACUCCAGCCCAGAGAGAGUGCCCCAAGCCUGCCACUGCCUGUCGGAGCAAGGAGCACAUUACCGCAGCCAGGGAAGAGCAUAAGGACCAAGGCAGUAACUGUGGGACAGGCAGAGCCUCCACUGCCAGCCCUCAGAACCCAGGGAGAGGGAAGCCUCGUAGGCCACCUGGUAGGACCAACUCUGGGGAGAGGGGGAAGGUGAGACUUGAAGGCCAGCGGCAGCAGAGGGGUGAUGCUGGGCCCUCGUUGGUUACAGGAUGCAGCCCGGCUGGUGUAGGUGGAGACACAGGAGCCACAGGUAUGGUGGCCACUUCAUCUGAAGAAGGCCUUACUUUACAGACCAAGACAAGUCCAUUGAAGGAGAAGUCACCGGGUGAGAAGGCUGGUGCUGUGGUGGGCACAGGGCAGCCUGCAUUGGAGGUCACUGUGGUGGGGUCAGAGGUCAACGAGCGUGGUCAGGGUAGAAACAUGACCUCUGAGCAGAAGCUGGGUCUCAGACAGGCUGAGGAGCGCCUCUACAGAGACUACAUACACAGACUGGUCAAGCCGUCUCCUGAAUACCCUAACUUCCAGUAUCUAUGCAAGCUGUGUUCUGUACACAUUGAGAACAUACAGGGGGCACACAAACACAUCAAGGAGAAAAGACACAAGAAGAACAUCACGGAUAAGCAGGAAGAGAAUGAGCUGCGGGCGCUGCCUGCCCCCUUUCCAGCCCAGCUGGGAGCCGUUGACGCAGCCGUCCUCCGGGCGGCCAGCCAACACGGCAUCUCAGAGCAGGACUUCCUGGUGCGACAGGAAGUGGUCGACAGGAUGGAGGAGAUCAUCCAGCAGCACCUCUCAGUUUGCUCCCUUCGGCUCUACGGCUCCUGUCUCACCCGAUUUGCCUUCAAGACAAGUGACAUUAACAUUGACGUCACCUACCCCUCCACUAUGACCCAACCAGAUGUGCUGAUACUAGUACUGGAAAUCCUGAAGAACAGCACUGAAUAUUCUGAGGUGGAGUCUGACUUUCACGCCAAAGAUCCGGUUGUGUUUUGCAGAGACGUCAACAGUAGGUUGUUGUGCACGGUGAGUGCAGGUAAUGACGUAGCCUGCCUCACUACCAACCACCUGGCUGCCCUGGCUAGACUGGAACCCAGACUGGUGCCUCUGGUCCUGGCCUUCCGCCUCUGGGCUAAGUUGUGCCACAUUGACUGCCAGGCGGAAGGGGGUAUCCCCUCCUACUCCUUCUCUCUCAUGGUCAUCUUCUUCCUCCAACAACGCAGGGAGCCCAUCCUCCCUGUCUACUUCGGCUACUGGAUGGAAGGCUUUGACUUGAAGCAUGUGGACGAGUACCAUCUGACGGGGAUAGAGAUGGAUAUAUUUGUGGGGUGGGAGCACAGAUCCCCCAGUACAGAGGGACGGGGGGACGGCAGGGGGGAAGGACGGAAGGCCAAGUCUGAGCAAAAGAAACCUGAUGUGAAGAACCGGCAUGUAGCGGGGAAGACGCGUCUAUCCCUGGACCUGGGUACGGGUGUUUCCCUGGGCCAGUUGUGGCUAGAGCUGCUGAGGUUCUACACGCUGGAGUUCGCCCUGGAAGAACACAUCAUCAGCAUCCGCCUCAAAGAACUUCUCUCGCGAGAGAUGAAGAACUGGCCCCGACGCAGGCUGGCAAUCGAGGAUCCGUUUGCCCCGAAGAGGAACGUCGCACGCAGCCUCAACAGUCAAAUGGUCUUUGAGUACAUCCAGGAGCGCUUCCGCACCGCCUACAAAUACUUUGCCUGCCCGCAGAGCAAGGACCGGAACGCCGUGGAGUGGCAGAGAGGCAAGAAUACAACCAAACAUGAGGGCAUGAAGCGGCAGGAAGGCGAAAGUGGAGAAGACGGGUCUGAGAAGAGUGGAGGUGGACAGGGCGAUGGGAAUGAAGGGAAAAGUCAGAGCUCUGAGACAGGUCAGAAGGAGGAUAGUGAGAGUGAUGAAGAGGAACGGGCUGAGCGGACUCAGGAGAAGGAGGAGAGGGCAUUGAAUGGCGGGCUUAUGGACUUGGUCCUUAGUGGGGGGGGGGCUCCAACGGAUGGGGCUGUAGCAGAGCCUGGCACCGCUCUGGAGCCUUGCUCCGCCUCAACCCACAACGGCCUACUGGAUAGGGAUGAAGAGGAGGAGAAGCAGGGACACAUUGCACCAGAGGACCUGCACUAUAUCUUCGACAGAAUGAUCUUCACUGGCGGAAAGCCUCCUACAGUCGUGUGCAGCACAUGUAAGAGAGAUGGCCAUCUGAAGGACGAGUGUCCUGAGGACUUCAAGAAGAUCGAGCUCAAACCGCUGCCGCCCAUGACCGACCGCUUCAGAGACAUUCUGGAUGGCCUUUGUAGACUCUGCUACCAUGAGCUGUCUCCUUCCCCUGGAGAGCAGCUGAAGAGAGAGCAGAUCCUGGGUAGUCUGGAGAGGUUCAUACAAAAGGAGUACAAUGACAAUGCCCAGCUGUGUUUGUUUGGCUCCUCCAAGAACGGCUUUGGUUUCCGUGACAGCGACCUGGACAUCUGCAUGACCCUGGAGGGCCAUGAUACAGCAGAGAAGUUGAACUGCAAAGAGAUCAUCGAAGGCCUAGCCAAGGUGCUAAAGAAACACACAGGUCUGAGGAACAUCCUGCCUAUCACAACAGCCAAAGUGCCUAUUGUGAAGUUUGAACACAGACAGAGCGGACUGGAGGCAGACAUAAGCCUCUACAACACUCUGGCUCAACACAACACCAGAAUGCUGGCUACCUACGCUGCCCUGGACCCUCGCGUACAGUUCCUGGGAUACACCAUGAAGGUGUUUGCGAAGCGCUGUGACAUAGGUGACGCGUCCAGAGGAAGUCUGUCAUCCUAUGCCUACAUCCUCAUGGUGCUCUACUUCCUGCAGCAGAGACAGCCCCCUGUCAUCCCUGUUCUCCAAGAGGUCUUUGAUGGACAUUCUGUACCGCAGAGGAUGGUGGAUGGUUGGAAUGCUUUCUUCUUUGAUGACAUUGAGGAACUGCGUCAGCGUCUGCCAGCGCUUCCGCAGAACCGCGAGACUGUGGGGGAGCUGUGGCUGGGCCUGCUCAGGUUCUACACCGAAGAGUUUGACUUUAAGGAGCUCGUCAUCAGCAUCCGCCAGAGGAAACGGCUCACCGCCUUCGAGAAGCAGUGGACCUCCAAGUGCAUCGCCAUCGAAGAUCCCUUCGACUUGAAUCACAAUCUUGGUGCUGGAGUUUCUCGCAAAAUGACUAACUUCAUCAUGAAGGCCUUUAUCAACGGCAGGAAGCUGUUUGGUACUCCUUUCUACCCCCAGCCUGGCAUAGAGGCGAACUACUUCUUUGACUCCAAGGUGCUCACGGACGGGGAACUUGCACCUAAUGACAGGUGCUGUCGGAUCUGUGGCAAGAUCGGUCAUUACAUGAAGGACUGCCCCAAAAGACGCAGGUACACGGGGAGAGAACAUCAGGGGAUGAAGAAGAAGGAGAACGAAAAAGAGGAGGAUGUCAAGGAUGGAGACGAUCAUGAGCCACGGGAGCGUCGCUGUUUCCAGUGUGGUGAAUUUGGUCAUGUACGGCGGGACUGCCCAGAGCACCGCCACCUUAGACAGAAAGCCGCAGGGGGACCAGUGCGAGCCAUGGUAAGCUCCCAGUCCAUCCCCAUCCCCCAACCUCCCCAGGACCUCCCUGGACGCACCAGACAACCUUCCGAAUGUUCUGAUUCCCGCCAGACUCCGCCCUAUUCCCCUCAGCCCACCCUGUUCUCCCAGGGUUCGAGCCAAUCCUCCAGCUCCCCCCAGCCCUCCUCUUCCAAGACCUCCAACUCCGCUGGAGGGGUACCCCACAAGCAGCCCCAACAUCCCCAGGUUCCCCUCUCUCUCUUUAGCUUCCCUCCCACCCACCCAAGCCAGUACCACCACCCUGGAGCUCUCACUGCUCUGGGGCUACUGCCAUCCCACCACAACCAGCACCAAUCACACCUGUCCCAGGGACACCAGGCCCAUCACCAACCUCACCACCCCUCCAUCUCCUGGCCCAUCCAUGGCCCCGUCCUCCAGACCUCCAGUGGCCCCGAAGGGCCCUCCCCGCCCGGCCUAAAAUUCCCCUUACACCAGGCCCCGGGGCAAGGGAAUGGGAACACAGGCCCAGGGGGGUCUCCGGUGGGUGGCAGCCCCAUGAACCUCAAUGACCCCAGCAUCAUCUUCGCCCAGCCGGCGGGGAGGCCCAUGGGCUUGGGAGGAGGGCCGGGACUGGAUGGGCACUGGCACAACCACCUGGCACAGCAAGGGGCACUGGUGGCUAAUGGCACUGUGGGCAAGUCAGAUCCGGGCUACCAGACCCAGUUUGGGGGGGUGAGUCAGCAGGGCUCUAGGAAUUGGGAGCACAGCAACGCAGCCCACUACUCCCAGUCCCCGUCCUACCGCAUGCCACAGAAGUUCAUCCAGCAGGGCAACGGGUGCUACCCGCAACCCGGCAAGCACGUCAUGUCCCAAAGUUCUGUGGUGCACCCCAGUCAGCAUUUCCCGCUACUCCCCCACGGACGACGACAUGUCAACCUCAAUUACAUCCAACAGAAGAAAUGAACUUUGAACUCUGCUCCCAUAGCAUAUCCAUUCAAUUAGGUUUUUAUGGGCCUUCACCAUGACAAAACAAACACGAUAUAAUCGAACAUUUGCAUCAUUUGGUCACACUACUUUUUUAAAUGAAUUUGAUCAUUUUUGUAAAAACUUUUUACAUUUUUCCUUUGGUCUCCUUAUAUUGAUUUGUGAUACAAAUGUCAUAUUUUAAUACCCCCGUUUUUGAAGGGGUCCAAAGUGUUUAUUUUAUUGUGUAAAGGAAGUAGGUAAAAAUAUUAGCUGUACUCAUAUUUUGCUUGCUUAUGGAUAAAUGCUUUGAAUAGAUAUUUGUAAAAUAUAUAUAUAUAUAUAUCAUGAUAGGGGUGGCCCUGCCUUUGGAAUGUAUUCAUACAGCCUGCCUUGUUCCACAGUGACAGCCUGAAUUGAAAAUGGAUUCAAUUGUUACAAUUCACUCUGUGAAUUACACAAUACCCCAUAAUGACAAAGUGAACAUGUUUGUAGAAAAUAUUUUGCACAUUUUAUAGGAAAUGAAAUGCAUGCAUUGAAUUUACAGAAGUAUUCACACCCCUGACUCAAUACUUUGUAGAAGAGCACCUUUGGCAGUAAUGACAGCUUGGUCUUUCUGGGUGCAACCAUUUUCAGGUCUUGCCAUAGAUUUAUAUCAAAACUGUAACUCGGCCACUCGAACAUUCACUGUCGUCUUGGUAAGCAGCUCCGGUGUAGAUUUGGCCCUGUGUUUUAGGUUAUUGUCCUGCUGAAAGGUGAAUUCAUCUCUGUGUCUGGUGCAAAGCAGACUGAACCAGUUUAUUGUCCUGCUGAAAGGUGAAUUCAUCUCCCAGUGUCUGGUGGAAAGCAGACUGAACUAGGUUAUUGUCCUGCUGAAAGGUGAAUUCAUCUCCCAGUGUCUGGUGGAAAGCAGACUGAACUAGGUUUUCCGCUAGGAUUUUGCCUCUGCUUAGUCAUCAACACUAAGAAACAGAAUGUAACUAUCAUAAAAACUCUUUAACGAUGACAAGCAUACCCAUAACACGAUGCUGCCACCACUAUACUUGAACAUUUGGAGAGUGGUACUCAGUAAUGUGUUGUAUUGGAUUUGCCCCAAACAUAACACUUUUUUUCAGGACUUUGUUGCAAACAGGAUGCAUGUUUCGGAAUAAUUUAAUUUUGUACAGGCUUCCUUCUUUACAUUCUGUCAAUUUAGGUUAGUAUUGUGGAGUAACUACAAUGUUGUUGAUCCAUCCUCAGCUUUCUCCUACCACAUCCAUUAAAUUCUGAAACUGUUUUAAAGUCACCAUUGGCCUCAUGUUGAAAUCCCUGAGCGGUUUCCUUCCUCUCCGGAGUUAGGAAAGACGCCUGUAUUUUUGUAGUGACUGGGUGUAUUAAUACACCAUCUAAAGUGUAACGUUGCCAUGUUCAAAGGGAUAUUCAAUGUCUAUUUUUUUAAAUUACUUUUACCCAUCUACCAAUAGGUGCCCUUCUUUGCGAGGCGUUGGUAAACCUUCCUGGUCUUUGUUUGAAAUUCACUGUUGGACUGAGACAAUUAUCUGUAAGGUAUGUGUGGGGUACAGAUAUGAGGUAGUCAUUAAAAAAUCACGUUAAACACUAUUUCCCACCUAGUGAAUCCAUGCAAUUUAUUAUGCGAAUUAUGUGAAUAUUUCAGCUUUUCAUCUUUUUAUUAAUUAAACAUUUCUACAAACAUAAUUUUACUUUGGAAUUAUGGGGUAUUGUGUGUGUGGGCCAGUGACCCAAAAAAAAUCUUGUAACAACAAAAUGUGGGAAAAGUCUAGGGGUGUGAAUUAUUAAGGCACAAUUAAGGCACUGUAUGUAGUGCCAAAAAUACCUAUAGUAAGUGGCAACAUUUUAAAAUGAAUAACAGUCUCCCAAAAAUACUUUAAACACAAACACUUUGUUUUUGGUGACUAUUUGUUGACUGCAGACAAUUUUGGCCAGUUUCCCAGACAGAUUAAAUUUAAUCCAGGCUGUAUCUCAACCGGCCGUGAUUGUGCGCACAAUGGGCCCAGUGUCGUCUGGGUUUGGCCGUUGUAGGCCGUCAUUGUAAAUAAGAAUUAGUUCUUAACUGACUUGCCUAGUUAAAUAAAGGCAAAAUCGUUUUUUUUUAAGUCCUGGACUAAAAUAUUUUUUUUAUAGAGAUUCUUAAUCUGUCCUGGAAACCACUGCCUUGUUUAAAAAAAAAAAAAUUAAAUAGCCGAUUGGGACAGCAAAUUGUUGUCGCUCUACGUACAAUGCAGUACAUGUAUGUUUUUCACGAUCAUCUUCGGUAAUGAUUUACAUAACUGCAGCUGCUAUACUAGAACAUGGAUUUAAUCAGCAGGACACUGGUAUUGGCAUGUAUUGCAUACAAUGUCACUGUAGUAUUAUUGAUUCAUACAUUUGUUGAUUCUAAAGUUACAGAUUUCAGUUACUACAUAAUGGUAGUGGUUGUCACCCAAGUGAACAUUUUUCCUAGAAAUGCCUCUGAGGAAUGUUUUUCUCUCAAAUCAAUGGAAGAAGCUGUCACAGCAGUCCACGUUGCAUUGGGUUUGGGCUCUCCCACCUUUGCCUAGCCCAUAGCCUUUGUGUUGGAUGGACAAUGUGAAAGGCAGUAGCAGUAAUGUAUACAGUCUGGUAGAACUUUUCCUGUUAGUCUCAGGUAAACCAGAACAGUAUAGGGGACAGUGGUAGAAAAUGAAGGAUGCAAGUAAGAAUGUAUGCUUAUGAAUAGGUGGACUGAAUAAGUGCUCAUGAUAACUACUAAAAGUCUAGCAAUUUCAAAACUAUACUACACACAGGCAUGAAGGUUGUAAGGCUGGAGUGUGGGCCCAACCUUGCUGUUUGGUCUGGUCUUCUAUGAGGUGUACAGGUUAGGCAACCUCUCCACUGGCCGGUCCCUACACCCUGGCUUCUGGUGGGGAACUACUACUAAAGUAGUACUUCAAAGCAUUUUUACUUAGUUACUUCACACCACCUCCUCAGCAAAAGUUGGUGCAGGUUUGUUCAGUAGCUGGGGCUGUGUCUGUCUGUCUGUCUGUAAAGUUUUUGGGGGUAUCUGUACUUUACUAUUUGUAUUUCUAACAACUUAUUCUACUACAUUCGUAAAGAAAACAGAUUUUUUUACCCCCAGCAAUAUUGUCCAAUUCACACACCGUGUCAAUAUAAUGAUCUGGUGGACUCACUAAACACAAAUACUGUUUGUACAUGAUGUCUGAAUAAUGGAGUAUGCCCUGGCUGUCUGUAAAUAAAUACAAUUUAGAAAAUG